AAUGAAUUUCGAAAAGCCCACAAUUAUGGUGCGUUCACAAUAGUCAAUUGUUUUCAAUUGACAGAGUUGCCAAGUGUUUUGAAACUGUAAACCCAUCAUAAUUGUCAGAUUCGUGUUCGGUUUGUGAAUUGAUAGAAAUCAGUGCAGAUGUGAAUGUGAAAUUAAAAACAAAUUCAACCGGACCAAUAAAAGAUGUCAUCGUGGACCAAUGUUUUGAAACUAUCGUUUACAUCUUUCGUUUACCAUUUCAGCAUCAAAAUCAUUAAAUAAAUGCAGCCAAUUUUCACAAUUUCACAUAGAAUAUCGUCAGCUACAAGAGUGAAGUGGAAAUUUUGUUUCAUUUUUUUUUUUAUUUUUAAAAAUAAAUGAGACUCAACGAAAAGAUAAGAAUAGUUAGAAAAUUGUAUUCAUUGGAAUUUUACAUAAGAAAAUUUUAAAUUUACGUCAAACAUGAGCCGAAACGUUUUAAAAAGCAGCAUUCACAGCGCUUCGAUCAAUAUCGUAUUUCAGAUUUUGUGCCGAUGUAUUACAUUUGGAAUAAAUUCAUUUGUUAUACGAAUUGUUGACCGUGAUGCGCUUGGUAUUAUGAAUGUUCGCCUAUUGUUGUUGGAAAGUACGCUUGCGUUUUUGUCGCGUGAAGCAAUUCGACGGGCAACGCUCAGCUCGACAUCAAAUCCGCACGAGAAACACAUAUGGCCGCACAUAAUAAAUCAGCUGUGGUUGACGUUGCCAAUUUAUUGCAUUUUCUCGGUACCAUGUUUGUAUGUCUGGCUGAAUUAUGGAUCGGCAGUAGCUGAUGAUAUCUACGAUCAGUAUAAAUUCGGAUGCAUUUGCAUUGUUGUUUCGGGCAUCAUUGAACUAUUUGCUGAAACGCCUGUAUUUGUAGCUCAAGUAUUUUGCUUUGUUAAACUUCGUGUUGUUCUCGAUACAUUGCACAUAUUUGUUCGAUCGACAUUGUUUAUUGUGUUGAUUUUACGUGAUCCAAAUCAAGCGAUAUCCGCUUUUAGUUAUGCACAAGUCGGCAGCACUGUCACCUUUGCCAUUGGUUACUAUGUAUAUUUCAUCUAUUUUAUCGAUAACGCAAAGAAACGAAUUGGUGCGACAAAACGAGAUGAUGACAAUCAAACAUCAGAUCAUCAAACGCCUGACAUAGACGAUUCCAUUCCAUUCAAUAGUAUUAAGCAAAUGCUUCCGGGAUAUUUAGAAAAUUCAUCGGGUACAAUAUUCAAUGACAAUCUUAAGUCGCUGGUGUUGAGCUUCUUCAAACAGGGUUUUCUCAAGCAAGUUUUAACCGAAGGCGAGAGAUACGUAAUGACAAUCAGUCCACUCAUGUCAUUUUCACAACAAGCUACCUAUGAUAUCGUCAAUAAUUUGGGAAGUUUAGCCGCUCGCUUUGUAUUUCGGCCAAUCGAAGAGAAUAGCUACUUUUAUUUUACACAAACAUUGGCCAGAGACAUUCCUCUCGUGAAACAACCACGUGACAAAGUUGAACAAGCCCAUUCGGUGCUGUACAAUCUACUGAAGGUGGUCACGUCAAUUGGAUUGAUUGGAGUGGUUUAUGGACAAAGCUAUGCAAAAACCGUUCUCACACUGUAUGGCGGCACAAAAUUUGUGGAUGACGAUGGUUUAUCGGUGAUAUUGCUUCGAUGUCAUGCGCUUGCAAUCAUUUUACUAGCGGUCAAUGGUAUUUGUGAAGGAUAUAUGUUUGCAACAAUGACAAGCAAUGAAUUAGACAAAUACAAUUACUAUAUGGGAUUCUUUUCCGUAACAUUUCUACUGUUGUCUUAUCAAUUGACCAGCUUCCUUGGUCCUGUUGGAUUCAUUCUGGCUAAUUGUACAAACAUGUUUUUGAGAAUCAUUUUCAGUAGCCGAUACAUUCACAAACAAUAUCAUUCUGUUAAUCUCAAACCGUUGGAUGGAAUCAAACCAAACAAACUGUUCUUCAUCACAUUGAUUGUCUUGGGCAUUGCAUGUAAAAUGUCAGAGAACCGUCUAUUUCGCCAGUCGGUAUUGGGACACAUAGCUGUUGGUGCUAUUUGCUUUGCUUGCACCCUUGGCGUUUGGGCAUUUGAAAAUCAAGAUUUGAUAAAAAGUUACAUAGAUAAACGACGACAGUCUACAAGUUAGACAUUAACAACAUCAGAGUCCAAAGCAACGAAAAUAAAACGAAGAAACACAUAAUGCCUUUCGAUACUGGAUCUAUAACGAAAUGAUGGCUCCAAAUCUACUUCUAGCAACAUUUCUUCUCCAAAAUAUUUUAUGGAGAGAAAGAUCUCCUUUUCUUCUUUACACACAUAAAUUGAGUUUUUUUUAAGUCAUUCCGAAAUUCGUACAACUCACUUCAAAAUCAUUGUACUUAUUCUUAUUGUUCAGAAUUGAUGAAAAGUUGUUUGAACCCCUCAAAAUUGCAUUGCAAACCAAAGUAAAUGAAUGUAAAUUAUUUUUGUACAGAAUUUGUCAUGGUUUUAAACUCUAUGCACAUACAAAACAGAAAAAAAGACGAAAAUCAAACAGUACCAUUGUAUUAGCAAAAAAAUGCUGAGGCACGCAAAAAUGAAUGAAAAUACAAUGGACGUUUUUUUUUAUUUUUAAAUUGUGUAAUAAAUGUUUUAUUUAUGAAAAAUAUGGUUUGAUUUUGUUAAGGUAAAUACAGUGUUUAACAUGUGGCAAGGUAAAAAGUGUGA
Molecule: messenger RNA, 2684 nt
Organism: Contarinia nasturtii (swede midge)
Lineage: Eukaryota; Metazoa; Arthropoda; Insecta; Diptera; Cecidomyiidae
Product: protein RFT1 homolog
Exons: 6
Coding region: 451-2127 (558 amino acids)
Biological process (GO): glycolipid translocation; dolichol-linked oligosaccharide biosynthetic process
Cellular component (GO): endoplasmic reticulum membrane
Source: RefSeq, a predicted model, not a curated record